Messenger RNA from Acanthisitta chloris (rifleman), 1410 nucleotides. Its product is annotated as tubulin alpha-8 chain. Gene Ontology annotation, cellular component: cytoplasm; microtubule. Gene Ontology annotation, biological process: microtubule cytoskeleton organization; mitotic cell cycle. Gene Ontology annotation, molecular function: structural constituent of cytoskeleton; GTP binding. The record is from RefSeq and is a predicted model, not a curated record. The transcript has 4 exons. Bases 109 to 1353 code for a protein of 414 amino acids. NCBI's taxonomy places the organism in Eukaryota, Metazoa, Chordata, Aves, Passeriformes, Acanthisittidae.
CUGCAGCGUGAGUGCAUCUCCAUCCACGUGGGCCAGGCAGGAGUGCAGAUUGGGAAUGCCUGCUGGGAGCUGUACUGCCUGGAGCAUGGCAUCCAGCCCAACGGGACCAUGCCCAGCGACAAGACCAACGGGGGUGGCGACGACUCCUUCAACACCUUCUUCAGCGAGACAGGCGCUGGCAAGCACGUCCCUCGCGCUGUGUUCGUGGACCUGGAGCCUGCAGUCAUAGACGAAGUUCGGAAUGGCACAUACAGACAACUCUUUCAUCCUGAGCAACUGAUAUCUGGGAAAGAAGAUGCUGCAAAUAACUAUGCUCGAGGUCAUUACACAGUUGGGAAGGAGAUAAUUGAUCUGGUCUUAGAUCGUAUCAGGAAGCUGGCAGAUCAGUGCACUGGCCUGCAGGGCUUCGUGGUCUUCCACAGCUUUGGGGGAGGCACCGGCUCUGGGUUCACCUCUCUGCUCAUGGAACGACUCUCUGUUGACUAUGGGAAGAAAUCCAAGCUGGAGUUUGCCAUCUACCCUGCGCCACAGGUCUCCACAGCUGUCGUGGAGCCUUACAACUCCAUCCUGACCACCCACACCACGCUGGAGCACUCUGACUGCGCCUUCAUGGUGGACAAUGAGGCCAUCUAUGACAUCUGCCGCAGGAACCUGGACAUCGAUAGACCAACCUACACCAACCUCAACCGCCUCAUCGGCCAGAUCGUCUCCUCCAUCACUGCCUCCCUCAGGUUCGAUGGUGCCUUAAACGUGGAUCUCACCGAGUUUCAGACUAACCUGGUGCCUUACCCUCGCGUCCACUUCCCGCUGGUGACCUACUCCCCCAUUAUCUCGGCGGAGAAGGCCUACCACGAGCAGUUCUCUGUGGCUGAGAUCACCAAUGCUUGCUUCGAGCCCUCCAACCAGAUGGUGAAGUGUGACCCUCGGCACGGCAAGUACAUGGCGUGCUGCAUGCUGUACCGUGGGGACGUGGUGCCCAAGGACGUCAACGCUGCCAUCGCUGCCAUCAAAACUAAGCGCACUAUCCAGUUUGUGGACUGGUGUCCUACUGGGUUCAAGGUUGGCAUCAAUUACCAGCCCCCCACAGUGGUGCCUGGGGGUGACCUGGCCAAGGUCCAGCGGGCAGUCUGCAUGCUGAGCAACACCACGGCCAUUGCCGAGGCCUGGGCUCGCCUAGACCACAAGUUUGACCUGAUGUAUGCCAAACGUGCCUUUGUCCACUGGUAUGUGGGAGAAGGGAUGGAGGAAGGGGAGUUCUCAGAGGCUCGGGAGGAUCUGGCUGCGCUUGAGAAGGAUUACGCGGAAGUGGGCACAGACUCAAUGGAUAGAGAAGAGGAAGGUGAAGAAUAUUAACUCACGCAGGGAAUCAUAAAUCACGUCAAUUGAUUGGAAUAAACUUCUCUAAUCAAG